This is a messenger RNA of Seminavis robusta, 1173 nucleotides long. The record is from the annotation of a GenBank genome assembly. NCBI's taxonomy places the organism in Eukaryota, Bacillariophyta, Bacillariophyceae, Naviculales, Naviculaceae.
AUGUCUCCUAAAAACAGCAGACUGGAUGCGCUCGUGUCGAGGCGACAACGACGAAACGGGCGUCACGAUGAUCAACAUGGCCACAAGUCGAUGAUUGCCACUCUUGGUGUCCUUUUGAUGUUUUCUGGUAUGUAUGCCAUUCCCAACAGAAACAAUCAUGUCAAUGAUGCAUUGACAUGGCUCUCGACGACUUCUCCGCCGCAAGUGGAAUCAUCAACACCUCCCCUGCAGACACAACAACAACAACAACAACAAGACGCAAUUCCGGAAAAGCCAGAGACGUCAACAACUCCCAAAGGAAUCUCAUUUGAUCCAUCACCCAAGAGUCUUCAUCCCAAGUGGAAACUCUGGCAUGAAAUGAACAAGGAGCAACAAGAACAAGCCAUCAAGGACAUUGAACCAUAUGUCAGAAAGUACGGCAAGAAGAUGGGCAGGGCUCCAUUCUCCCUGCAUAUCCCACGAGAUCAAGUCUGUGAGCUUUUUGUUCCUGGAUCAGACCAUCGUCUCUGUGGCCCAGCACCACCCAAGCCUUGCACAUUCAUGUCCUUUGGAAUCAACAAUGAUCCCAGCUAUGACAUCAAGUUAGCCAAUACCUGGGGUUGCAGGGGCUUUGCGGCUGAUCCAACUAUUGUACAUCCCUCCAAACUGCACCCCUUGGUGACCUUUCAUAACUUUGGCCUCACAACCCUAAGACCCAAUGAAGAAAAGAUGGUGCGACCUGAAGAGGAGUGGUGGUACACAUCCAUGCCAGCAUUGAGAAAGUUCCUCAAACUGGAUUACAUUGAUAUUAUGAAAAUUGAUUGUGAGGGAUGUGAAGUGGCCUUAGCUAGGGACAUUUUGGCAGAAGACCCAACCUUCUUUGAACACAUUGGUCAGUUGACCAUUGAAACCCAUGUCACCAAGGCCUGGAUUGAAACUUAUGAGGAACUGUACUACUUUGGCUUGCAGUUCCCACUUUUGGAAGAAGCUGGCUUUGUCAUGGUGACCUCCAUGGUUUUCGGAUGCAACAUUAAGCACGAAAGGUUUUAUUGCAUGGAUGAGCUUCGUGAUUGGGGCUUUGCUUGUGGCCUUGGCCCAGCCAAGAAGGUUGCCAAGAGCUGCCAUGACUUUUUGUGGGUCAAGAAGGAAAAGGCUUAUCGCAAUGAGGAAACGAGACAGGAACCAACCUGUUAG